This is a messenger RNA of Balaenoptera musculus (blue whale), 2675 nucleotides long. It is a transcript of the gene UFM1, whose product is annotated as ubiquitin fold modifier 1. The coding region runs from base 106 to 363 and encodes 85 amino acids. Lineage: Eukaryota; Metazoa; Chordata; Mammalia; Artiodactyla; Balaenopteridae. The transcript has 6 exons. Gene Ontology annotation, cellular component: nucleus; cytoplasm. Gene Ontology annotation, biological process: protein K69-linked ufmylation. The record is from RefSeq and is a predicted model, not a curated record.
CUAAGUGGGGCUAGACGCCGCAGAGGAAGUGGGGCUAGACGCCGCAGAGGAAGUGGGCCUGCUGGACGGAGUUGGCGUGCGGUUUGUGUCCAGACCGGCUGCACCAUGUCGAAGGUUUCCUUUAAGAUCACACUGACGUCGGACCCGCGGCUGCCGUACAAAGUACUCAGUGUUCCUGAAAGUACACCUUUUACAGCAGUCUUAAAGUUUGCAGCAGAAGAAUUUAAAGUUCCUGCAGCAACAAGUGCAAUUAUUACCAAUGAUGGAAUAGGAAUAAAUCCUGCACAGACUGCUGGAAAUGUUUUUCUAAAGCACGGUUCAGAACUGCGAAUAAUUCCUAGAGAUCGUGUUGGAAGUUGUUAAUAUCUGCUGCUUGGAACAUAAAAUCCCCUUCCAGAAUAAAUAUUGGUAUUGUUAUUGUUGUAAAAUUGGAAUCAGGCAUUUGAAACCCUAUGAAGACACCAGUAGUUGAUGAAGUAAUGAAAGGUGACUGUCUGUCCCUUCUUGUUAUUCACGCUCUUCACGUGAAGAGGGGCGGCUUCUGCGUUGAGGGUGUCAUCACCACGGAAGAUCACAUUACUACCUCACAGCACACACAGGUAGUUCAUUGGGGGUAAAUGGAUUAUCCAGCUGUGUCUUAUAACUGGAGGAUACUUCUGAUCAUUCUUUCUGAGAACAUUUGGAAAAUUAAAGUUUACUGAAUCUUCCUGUUUGUCUUUGAGUUAAAAAUGUAAAAAGAUUUUCAAUCCGUACGUGGUAGUUUGCUUGAUAGCAUCUGACCUGCAGACACAAAAAUAGUUGAAUUCUUCAUUAUAUAUCGUUUAUGAUAAAGGAUCACAUCAAUGAAUAACUAUCUUUUUAUCAUUUAGCUUGUUUUGAAGUUUCAGACUUCUGGAGUUCUUAUAAAUUUUAAUUUAAAAAUCAAAGAUCCAAAAAUUGAAUUUUCGAUCUAGCCCAUUACGUGUAACAUUGGUAUCCCACGCCAAAGAGUUUAAUUGAGAUUAAAGUAGAAGCAUCAGCUGCUGAAUUAUGCAUUCUUUAUUGAUCUCUUCUUUAAAAAAACCUUUAAAACAGGAAUCCUCAAGAAACCAUCUUUUUGAGGAUAAUAUUUCUAAAUAGUGUUCAGGGAGAAAGUAUUGUUGUAAAGAGGAUCUGACAUUCACAACAGAGCUCAAGGAAAUGCUAAUUGAAAUGCUCACUAAUUCUACUUACUGAAGACCCAACAUUUAAGGAAGUGUUAAGAUUAGUUACUGGAGUGAAUAAGAAGCUAGGAAAGGAAGAUGGGGAAGCCCAGAUGACCAGGCUUAUGGUAAGAAGGAAAGAGGGCUUCCCUGGUGGCGCAGUGGUUGAGAAUCUGCCUGCCAAUGCAGGGGACACGGGUUCGAGCCCUGGUCUGGGAAGAUCCCACAUGCCGCGGAGCAACUAGGCCCGUGAGCCACAACCACUGAGCCUGCGCGUCUGGAGCCUGUGCUCCGCAACAAGAGAGGCCGCGAUAGUGAGAGGCCCGCGCACCGCGAUGAAGAGUGGCCCCCGCUUGCCACAACUAGAGAAAAGCCCUCGCACAGAAACGAAGACCCAACACAGCCAUAAAUUAAUUAAUUAAUUAAUUUUUUAAAAAAAAAAGGAAAGAAACAAAAAUGAAGGGGAGCAGAAAGCUGUAACAGAGUGUCACAGAGAAGGCCAAGCUGGAUAGACAAAACUGCAGCGGCUAUGUUGGGAAGAACUGAAAGGAAAAUAAAAUACUUGACAUUGUUAUAAGGAGCAGAAGGCAAUCAGAGAAAGCAAAGCAGAGGCCUUGUCAACAUACAGGUUUCACAAUUCCCCGUAGAGAAUCUAAAGGAUGACGUGCAUAAGGGAAGAUUUUGUUUGACCUUAUACAGGACAUCAAUAUCCAUGCACAUCUUGAAAGGUGAAACGAAGGCUCAUAGUGAUUGAGAACCAGUGCUUGACUUGCUGUAUUCUAGAUGGUAAGCUCUGGAGGCAGGCCUGGUGUCUGUCUUGCUCUUUCUAGGCCUGGAAAUGUAGGCCUUCAAUGAAUAUGUGUAGAAUUAUUCAUGAAUAAAGUAUUUCUAAAACCCAUUUUUAUCUAAGUGUGCAUAGGCUCUAGGUUCAUUGGGAAAAAUAUAAUGCAACAGAAUCAGUAUCCGAAAAGUAAUAUUGGUUAAGUUUAAGGAAGUAACUAGAUAUUGUUCAUAUAUUUGACAAAUGAACAGCAGGAUUCUGAAUUGUAAGCGGAAAAAAAAUUGUGCUGAGGUAGUAUGUUGCUAAUGUUUGGGGAAUUUUUUAUUUUUAUAAACAAAGUCUGAUGCUUAAAGACUCCUGGUCUUUAACAACGUUAAGCCUCAGUUAACCAGAAAUUUAUGAAUACCCAGUUUCUGAAUUUUCUGUUUUAUUUAGAUUUCCCCCAUUCUGUUUCUAGCACAAAAUUCUGCCUAAUUUGUUACAUUAAUAAGUUUUAUGAUGUCUUCUACCGUAAUUUGUUUAAUAUUUUUGUUCUUUGGUUGGAAAAUUGUAUUGCAGUAAGGUCUUAAAAAAUAUUUUCUUAAAGAACUAGACAUUUUGUUAUUAAAUAAAUGUGAUCUGUAACUUCUUUGUGCAGAAUGUUUUGAAGUGUUGUAUUUAGUUUAAAUGCUUUAUUGGUACUCUUGUGAAAAUACAUUUUCUUAUACCAUAAA